AUGCCUAGUAAUACAGCAGCAACCAAACAUCCAAAAAUCGAUUUCACAAAAUAUACUAUGGAAGAUGGCACUGUUGUUAGUACGACAGACCGUAUUUAUACAAAGGUUGAGGCGCCAGCUUUUAAUAAACCUACAAAUGAAGAACUAUUCUCUAAAGAAAGACCUGGUUUGCCCAACUUAGAGUUUCUAAGAGAGCAUUUUCGUAAAGAAGGCAGGCUGACAGACGAACAAGCCUUGAAAAUUUUGCAUGAUACAAAUGAAUUAUUGAAAAAAGAGCCCAAUUUGUUGCGUAUACCCGCACCUAUUACCAUUUGUGGUGAUAUUCAUGGACAAUAUUACGAUCUUUUGAAAUUAUUCGAAGUUGGAGGCGCGCCUGCAGAAACAAGGUAUUUAUUCUUAGGUGAUUAUGUGGAUAGAGGUUAUUUUUCAAUCGAGUGCGUGCUCUAUCUCUGGGCUCAUAAACUAUGGUAUCCGGAUACAUUUCACUUACUACGUGGUAACCACGAAUGUCGACACCUCACAGAAUAUUUCACCUUCAACUUGGAAUGCAAAACAAAGUAUUCAGAAGAGAUCUAUGAUGCUGUUAUGGAAUGCUUUGACAGUCUUCCAUUAGCAGCAGUAGUAAACGAUCAAUUUUUUUGUGUUCACGGUGGUUUAUCACCGGACUUGAAAACGUUGAAGGAUAUUGAAAAUAUUGAUCGUUUCGUAGAAACCCCGACAUCUGGUUUACUGUGUGAUUUACUAUGGAGUGACCCUCAAGAAGAAUUUGAUGCAGACACAGGGCCAAAGUAUGAACAUAAUCAUGUUCGAGGUUGUUCGUAUUUCUACAGUUACCGUGCUACUUGUAAUUUUUUAGACAAGAAUAAUCUGCUAUCAGUAAUUCGUGCCCAUGAAGCACAGGCUAAUGGUUACCGCAUGUAUCGUAAAAGUAAAACAACAGGUUUUCCAGCAUUGAUGACCAUUUUCUCCGCACCAAACUAUAUCGACGUUUACAACAAUAAGGCUGCUGUUCUUCGCUAUGAUAAAAGCGUGCUAAAUAUACGACAAUUCAACUGCAGUCCUCACCCAUAUUGGUUACCGAAUUUUAUGAACGUUUUCAAUUGGAGUUUGCCAUUUGUUGGUGAAAAAAUCACAACGAUGCUUUUGGCUAUGUUGAAUAUUUGCUCACAGGAGGAGUUAUCAGAAGGAGUUGGAGGAGAAGGUAAAACAACUGCUUCCGCAGCGGGCCCACCUACUACCAUUACAACAGACAGUGAAACAGAGCAAAGAAGACAAAUCAUUAAGAAUAAAAUCAUGGCUAUUGGCAAGAUCUCCCGUACCUUCUCCGUACUCAGAGAAAAUUCAGAGCUUGUUAUGGAACUCAAGAAUUUGUCAGGAAGUGGUAAAUUACCAACAGGAACGUUAGGUCUUGGUUCUGAGGGUAUUAGAAAGGCUAUCACGACAUUUGAAGAGGCUAGACGAUGUGAUAUUGAGAAUGAGCGUUUACCGCCUGCAUCACGAGAAAGUAUGGAAGCUGUUCAACGAGAAACGACACAUUCUAAGGUUAGAGAUGCUGUAGGUGAACAAGACAACGAUCUUUCUCGUAUGGCUGAUGUAUUAGCGUCUGAACCCAAUAAGGCGGAGCGGUCUAUAUCAGCUUCGCAAUUUUAG
This is a messenger RNA of Mycotypha africana, 1650 nucleotides long. Its product is annotated as serine/threonine protein phosphatase calcineurin catalytic subunit Ppb1. NCBI's taxonomy places the organism in Eukaryota, Fungi, Mucoromycota, Mucoromycetes, Mucorales, Mycotyphaceae. Gene Ontology annotation, molecular function: calmodulin-dependent protein phosphatase activity; calmodulin binding. Gene Ontology annotation, biological process: calcineurin-mediated signaling; fungal-type cell wall organization. Gene Ontology annotation, cellular component: cytoplasm; calcineurin complex. The coding region runs from base 1 to 1650 and encodes 549 amino acids. The record is from RefSeq and is a predicted model, not a curated record. The transcript has 8 exons.